AAGUCACGUGACUCAACCCGGAAGUUGUUGGUUAAUAAAAUGGCGGUUGCUAGCUCUGAUGACUCUUCCAACUUUUUUGUGGCCGAAGACAUGCUCGCACACUCCAACAGUUCAAAUUGGGACCCCUGUCACAGCAAAGAUUGGGAUAAAGAGAAACCAACGCCCCAGUGUAUUCUUCGGAUAAAGAGAGAUAUUAUGACAAUAUAUAAUGAACCACCUCCAGGAAUGUGUAUAGUUCCAGACAAAGAAGAUAUUACAGAAAUUCAUGCAUUAAUUACUGGACCUUUUGAUACGCCUUAUGAAGGAGGUUUCUUCUACUUUCUAAUUCGGUGUCCCCCAGAUUACCCCAUCAGACCUCCACGAGUAAAACUAAUGACUACUGGUGAUGGUCGAGUCCGUUUUAACCCUAACCUUUACAGAAGUGGUAAGGUGUGUUUAAGUAUCAUAGGGACCUGGAGCGGUCCAUCCUGGAGUCCUGCCCAGUCUCUUUCCAGCAUUCUGAUAUCCAUCCAGUCUUUAAUGAAUGACAAACCAUAUCAUAAUGAGCCAGGUUUUGAGCAGGAGCGUAACGUCGGUGAUGCUAAACGAUAUAAUGAUGUGAUACGGCACGAGUCUCUACGGGUUGCAGUUUGUGAUAUGUUGGAAGAACGAUGUACCUGUCCACAAGCACUUCGAGAAGUGAUGGAAAAAUCCUUCCCCACGUAUUAUGAUUAUUAUGAAUCUGUAUGUAAAGCCAACCUCCUGAAGCAGGGGCAGACAAUGCUGGAUCCUUUCGGUGACAAACGAGGCUCAUUUGACUACCAGUCCCUAUUAAAGAGGCUCCAUGCCAUCAAGAAGAAACUAGAAGAGAAACAAAUAGCAUCGGAUGAAGAAGGGUCAUCAGACUCAGAAAGUGACAUUGUGAAUGACUCCAGUCAAAGCUGAUGUUUGUCGCCCACUACAAGUGACUGGACAACCAUCGAUUGGAGGCAGUGGGGUGGGACACAGAUGGACUACAAUGAUAAGUUGUGUUGCUGUUGGCUGCCAAAAGUACAUCGAUACUAUGGCUACAGAACACCUCUCUCACUCUCUCUCUUUCUUUCUUUCUCCUCUCCUACCUUGAUUCAUUGUGAUAUGAGCUUCAGACAGUCUCAAUGUAUAAAUCCGGUAAACCUCUUUUUUUAACCCUCCCACUUGUCCAGCCAUACAUACACACAUGCAUGUGCCUCCUGUUUCCUCUUUAUCUUUCUUCAUUGUCUUUUGCAGUGCGGAAACGGUAAUGAGCAGGGAGCAUUUGUUAAAUCUGAAGACCUGAAGAUCUACUUUCUGCUCUUUUCUAACUUAAAGCAAUCGCCCUGCUGGUUUGUCCAGCUGUUGUUGCUUUAUGUCUGUAUAUAAGGUUGGUGGAACAAACAGGAAAAUAUAGAACUCAAUACAUGAAUAUAUUUUCAAUUAAUAGAAAAGUUACAAAAGUGACUCAAGGGUCAACGGUUUUGUGCAUACCACUUACAAAAAUUUGGUAAGUACUGGGUGCAAAUCUCUUAGACCUUGUGUCAUGUUUGUACUUCUCUGCUGAUGUAUGUUUGUGUGUGUGUGUGGAUGUGGUUUUUAUGUAUGUAUAUGUGAGUUCUGGUUUUGUUUUAGAAACUUCUCACCAAUACAAAUUGUCUCCAGUCCAGAAGCAAGGCUCUCAGUGGAAUCUUGACUGCAUCAACUAGGUAGCCAUGCAUGGCUGUGCAUGCAAACAUAUCGUUAUGUGUGAAGUUGUGUAUAUAUCUGUGUGUGUGUAUGUUAUUUUUUAAGCUGAAAGUCCUUCAGUAAUUUUUGAUAUGCCAGUUUCGUGCGUAACACAUAAAAAUGAAAACUGUCCAUUUUUAGAGUGUUGUUUCUAGCUAAUAAAGAAUAUUCUGAUAGAUUCUGAAAAACAUUGAUUAGGCCCACACUGUAAACAGUGCACAAAUUUGAAUUCUAAUAUAAAUGAUCAAUAAAAAUAAUAUUAAGGCUGUAAUAGUUAAUUUAAUUCCAAAAAAAGAAAAUGUGUUUAUGUAUAGAUUGCCUCAGUAAUAUAUAUAUAUAUAUAUAUAUUUCUAUAUAUAUAUAUAUUUGUCUAAUUCAUGCUAGCAUGGAAAGACAGGUGUAAAAACAAACAAAUGAAUAUAUAUAUAUAUGUACAGUUGUACGUAUUUUUGAUUUGUACCAUUGAACUGCAGCCAUACUAGAACACUGUCCAUGUUUGUGUAAGAGUGUAUGUGUGUCUACACAUGCAGAUCUGUUAAGAUGUAAGAAAAUAUAUACAUAUAUAAGUAUCAAGUACUUGUGUGUACUUAAAUGUAUGCUUAUUCUUAUACAUGUAUGUACACACAGGAAAAUUUACAACGUGCAAAUUUUCCAGUUAUAUAAUGUAACUUAAAGUGUGUAUAUACACAAGAUAUGCUGUAUGUCAAUGUAGAAAUUGUGAGACAAUGCAAAAGUUGUUGGUGACAUAGGAAGUAUCGGUGAGUAUGAUUAUAUUUGUGUGUUUGUGGUGCAUGUGUAUACACACACUUUGUAUGUAUAUAGAUAUACACAUAAAUAUAUGCUGUUCACAUAUUUGUCUGCCAAAAGACUUCAGGUUGUCAACAGAUUUCCUUCAUAUCUAGUAAUAUCUAGAAUGAAUAAUAAUACUAAUAAUGAUUUUUUUUUUUGUUUAUAAUUAUAUAGUUCAUUGUGUUAUUUUAUUUAUUUUUUUUAAUCGUUAUUUUAAAAAAACAAAUUCUGUUAUUUUUUACUGGAUAUUCUGUAUCUAAAACUAUUUUCUUUAUUAAUAAACAUUAAAGAUAU
This is a messenger RNA of Octopus bimaculoides (California two-spot octopus), 2799 nucleotides long. Its product is annotated as ubiquitin-conjugating enzyme E2 Z. Lineage: Eukaryota; Metazoa; Mollusca; Cephalopoda; Octopoda; Octopodidae. Gene Ontology annotation, molecular function: cysteine-type endopeptidase inhibitor activity. Gene Ontology annotation, biological process: negative regulation of apoptotic process. The record is from RefSeq and is a predicted model, not a curated record. Gene Ontology annotation, cellular component: nucleus.